This is a messenger RNA of Phoenix dactylifera (date palm), 3145 nucleotides long. Its product is annotated as vacuolar protein sorting-associated protein 41 homolog. Gene Ontology annotation, biological process: cellular response to starvation; protein targeting to vacuole; endosomal vesicle fusion. Gene Ontology annotation, molecular function: protein binding. The record is from RefSeq and is a predicted model, not a curated record. Gene Ontology annotation, cellular component: late endosome; HOPS complex. NCBI's taxonomy places the organism in Eukaryota, Viridiplantae, Streptophyta, Magnoliopsida, Arecales, Arecaceae.
GGGGCGAGAAGGGCUUUUCUGGCUUCGAUCCCUCUACUUGUCGUGUUAUUUAAAGAGGCAGAGUCCAUCAGCUCGGCGACUGCCCGUGCGAAAAGAAUCAGCGUACGUUUGAAACGACGAACGAGCCGUGUUCGCCCCUUUAUGAGAAUUGAAGAGCUAAAAUCCAAAAGAGGGGGAAAGGAGGACUGGGCCGCCACUCGAAUCGGCGCCAGCCAGAUCUCGCCGGCGAUCAUGGCCUCCGACCAGCCUUUGGAGAACGGCGUCGAUGGCGACGACGAGAGAGAGGAAGACGAGGAGGAGGAGGAAGAAGAGGAGGACGGGGAAGAAGAAGAGGAGGAGGAGGAGGAGCCGAGGCUCAAGUACCAGAGAUUAGGAGGCAGCGUGCCGUCUCUCCUCUCGACCGAUGCAGCGUCCUCCAUCGCCAUCGCGGAGCGGAUGAUAGCGCUUGGAACCCAUGAUGGCACCGUCCACAUCCUUGAUUUCCAGGGCAAUCAGGUUAAAGAAUUUGCUGCUCAUGCAGCUACUGUCAAUGACCUUUGCUUUGAUGUGGAAGGCGAAUAUAUUGGCAGCUGCUCAGAUGAUGGUACCGUGGUCAUAUAUGGUCUCUUUACGGAUGAAAGAUUAAAAUUUGAGUAUUAUCGUCCAAUGAAAACCAUAGCUCUAGACCCUGAUUAUUCAAGAAAAUCAUCUAGAAGAUUUGUUGCUGGUGGUUUAGCUGGCCAACUUUUUUUAAAUACAAAGAACUGGCUAGGCUUCAGCAAACAGGUUCUACAUGACGGUGAAGGUCCAAUACAUGCUGUGAAGUGGAGGACAAGUCUUAUUGCUUGGGCUAAUGAUGCAGGGGUGAAGGUUUAUGACAUGGCAAAUAAUCAACGCAUCGCAUUUAUUGAGAGGCCACGAGGAAGCCCACGACCUGAGCUUUUACUUCCUCACUUAGUUUGGCAGGAUGACACUCUCUUGGUAAUUGGCUGGGGAACAUGCGUAAAGAUUGCAGCUAUUAGAACCAAUCCGCCUCGUGGAGCCAAUGGAAUACAAAAGAAUAUGACCAUAUCAACCACAAAGUAUGUGGAUAUUGUGGCAUCAUUUCAGACUAGCUACUAUCUAUCUGGUAUUGCACCCUAUGGUGAUGCUUUAGUCAUUCUAGCAUACAUUCAUGAGGAGGAGAAUGGAGAGAAAGAAUUUAGUAGCACCAUUUCGUCACGCCAGGGAACUGGACAGAGACCAGAAGUACAUAUUGUCACAUGGAAAAAUGAUGAACUUACAACAGAUGCUCUACCUGUGCAUGGCUAUGAGCAUUACAAGGCGAAGGAUUAUGCCCUUGCACAUGCCCCUUUUACAGGAAGCAGCUAUGCAGGUGGCCAGUGGGCUGCUGGCGAUGAGCCUUUGUAUUACAUUGUAUCUCCCAAGGAUGUUGUGGUUGCAAAGCCUAGAGAUGCUGAAGAUCAUAUAUCUUGGCUUCUUCAACAUGGUUGGCAUGAAAAAGCAUUAGCUGCAGUUGAAGCAGGACAAGGACGGACUGAGCUUCUUGAUGAGGUGGGAUCUAGAUACCUUGAUCAUUUAAUUGUUGAAAGAAAAUAUGCAGAAGCUGCUUCAUUGUGUCCUAAGUUACUACGUGGAUCUGCUUCAGCCUGGGAGAGAUGGGUUUUCCACUUUGCUCAUCUCCGCCAGCUGCCUGUUUUGGUUCCUUACAUGCCUACAGAAAAUCCACGGCUGCGUGAUACACUUUAUGAGGUUGCCCUUGUUGCUUUGGCUACUAGUCCAUCGUUUCACCGGCUUCUCUUGUCAACUGUUAAAUCAUGGUCAACUACAUUAUAUUCAGCAUCAACUGUUAUCUCAGCUAUUGAACCUCAGCUUAAUACCUCCUCCAUGACUGAUUCACUAAAAGAGGCAUUAGGUGAACUAUACAUAAUUGAUACUCAGUAUGAGAAGGCUUUUUCAUUAUAUGCUGAUCUGAUGAAGCCUGAGAUAUUUGACUUUGUUGAGAAACAUAGCUUGCACGAUGCCAUUCAUGAUAAGGUUGUCCAGCUGAUGAUGCUGGACAGUAAAAGAGCUGUGUCUCUAUUGAUUCAACAUCGUGAUAUAAUAACCCCUUCUGAAGUUGUUGGACAACUGCUGCAUGCCAGUAAAAAGUGUGAUAAUAGAUUUUUCCUGCAUUUAUACCUGCAUUCACUGUUUGACAUCGACUCAGAAGGAGGGAAGGAAUUCCAUGAUUUGCAGGUAGAGCUUUACACUGAAUACGAGCCACGAAUGCUACUCCCAUUUCUUCAUAGCAGUCAUCAUUAUAAGCUUGAGAAGGCUUAUGAAAUUUGUGUUAGAAAAGAUCUUGUAAGAGAGCAGGCAUUUAUCCUUGCAAGGAUGGGAAAUGCCAGACAAGCGCUUGCAGUUUACAUAAAUAAGUUGGAAGAUAUAGAGGAGGCUGUGGAUUUCAUAAGUACGCAGCGUGAUGAUGAUCUAUGGGAGGAGCUAAUCAAGCAAUGUCUCCAUAAGCCUGAAAUGGUCGGGAUGUUGUUGGAGCACACUGUUGGUAAUCUUGAUCCUCUGUAUAUUGUCAGUAUGGUGCCCAAUGGAUUAAAGAUACCGCGGUUAAGAGAUCGCCUUGUCAAAAUCAUCACUGAUUAUCGAACAGAAACCUCUCUUAGACAUGGAUGUAACGAUAUCCUCAAGGCUGACUGUGUCAACCUUUUGAUCAAGUAUUACAAAGAGGCUCGACGGGCCAUCUACUUGGGCAGUAUGGAAGAAGAAACACGUGGGAAGAGGGAAAAUGAGGCUUCUGCUCCAACAAUUGAGAGAGUAGCAAAUGCAAGAAUGGUGGUAAUUCAAUCCAUAACAAGGGGCAAUGGGAGGUGUUGCUUGUGCUUUGAUCCUUUGUCCAUACAAAAUGUCAAUGUCGUCGUGUUCUUUUGUUGCCAUGCAUAUCAUGUCCCCUGUCUCCAGGAUGGCUCAGAUUCUGUGGGCAAUGUAUCUAAUAAUGAUGAUGAUGGUGGAUCCCGAAUGCGUUGCGUUUUAUGCACUACUGCUGGUGGGUAAACAUUUGACUGUGAUGUGGAUGUGUUUUUCAGUGAGAUUUUUUUUUUUUUGCGCCCAUUUGGCAUCUUGUAUAUCAAUAUUAAUAUAUAAAAAUUUCUCAAUGCAUUAGUUUUGCCAA